UUACCAGCCUCACUGCAGUGUCCUUUUCCUUUCAAAAUCUCUGCAAAACUAAAGAAAGAUUAAAAAAAUAAUAAAAAAUCCCAAUUUGGGUUAUGAUCCUGACUUGGGGUUCACGAAAAAAUAGAUAAGUCUGAAACUACUGCGACUCUGCGACUCUGCGACUCUGCGACUCUGCGACGGCAAGAAGUAUGGAUUGCCCACUUUUUUUUUUCUUUCUUGCUUUUACAGAGAUACAGUAAACAUAUUUACCUGAAAGAAUCGCAUCUCCCAAAGUAGAUAUAGCGCAAAGAUUUUAAAAGCUGAUUUUAGCUCUUCUGCUCGUUGGUUAAUUGAUUUCUGCUCUUCUGCCUUCUCUCUGUUGUCUGGGACUCGAGGUCGAUCAUAGAUGUGGGAGGUGGGGGUGGGGGACCAUGUUUUCCUCGCUUUUUUUGGUUUCCCUUUUUAACUUUCUCAAUUGCUUUGAUAGAUGUAAAACCAAUAAAAAAAUGUACGUACAUUGCUUCCUGUAAUUGUAAGGAAAAACUGUGGAUCAAGGUUUGUAAAUGUCUAGCCGAGUAUACUUGCAGACGGGUAUUUCCUUUCCGUCUUGAACAUGGGUAGUUUUGAUUCCACCAUCCUGUGUUGGAUUUGCAUUCUUGUGGGUUUUUGACAAAUGGGUUCUUCCUUUACCCUGCUUUAUUGGUUAUUUUGAUCUUUCUAGCAUAUAGGCUCUGCCUUUCUUUCAGUUUUUAUCCUAUUCCUACCUUUCAGAUUGAUCUUAUAGUUUCAUUGUUAUCCAUUUUCUUGGCUAAGAAGCUGAAAGAGUUCUUAAUCUUCAUCCUCUGCAUCCAAGCAUCAAUAACUAGUAGCCAUUGUUGCUUCCUAGUUCCAACCCUGCUGAUAUGGUUUCACAAGGCUCAUCGGUGGAUCCAUCCAGUGUUCACCCGUUCACUGUCUCAGAUUUAGAUGUACUGCCAAUCAUCCAAUUACUUGGAGAACGAAUAUCUAGAUCAAUAGACCUGGUUCAAGAUCUGACCUUUACUGAGGAAUCUGAGACCUGCCACAGGAGACAUUUGAUGAAUCUUCUUGGAGUGGCAAACGAUACUGAUCAUCAACAAUGCCGUAGACUCUCACUAACUCUGGGUUCUCAUCUCCGGUCUCCUACAAGGGUUCCUUCGACUUUGACUUCAACUUCAUCCUUAAGGUACCAAUCAUGCUCCACUUCUUAUGGACCUGAAUCCUUCGCCACCAUUGUUGGGUGUUCAAGAUAUCUGAAGCCGGCUCAGACCCUGCUCGAAGAAGUUGUUAAUGUUGGGGCGAAGGAUUUGGAGUCUAGUUCAGAUCAACCGUUUAGAUGGUUAACCCGUAAUGGCAGGCGAGGAGCUCUCGAUGCCUCCACCGAGUUUCAAGGAGAGCAGUACUGUAAUGGGUCCUCAACCCCAGAGGAACACGAGCUCAAGAUUAGAAUUGUAAAGCUCAUUGCUUUGUUGGAUGAGGUUGAUGCCAGAUAUGAGCAUUACUACCAUCAAAUGGAAGAAGUGAUUUCAUCAUUUGAAGUGGCAGCAGGUAGAGGGGCAUCCAGGUCUUACACUUCUCUCGCACUCCAAGCUAUGUCCAGACGCUUCAGUAACUUAAGAAACGCCAUUAUUGUUCAAAUAAAUGGGGCAAAAAGAGAACUUGACCCGAAUGUAGCUGAAAUCCGUAACAGUCUUUCACAAGUUGGGGUGACCCAGAACCAGAAUCAAGCAUGGAGAUCAAUGAGAGGGUUACCAGAAAAUUCUGUGGCAAUCCUUAGAUCUUGGCUUUUUGAACAUUUCCUCCAUCCCUAUCCCAAGGACUCUGAGAAGUUAUUGUUGGCAUCACAGACAGGCCUAACAAAGAGCCAGGUUUCAAAUUGGUUUAUAAAUGCCCGAGUUCGGCUGUGGAAGCCUAUGAUAGAAGAGAUGUACAAUGAAGAGUUUGCAGAGUCAUCAUCAACAGGUGGACAAAAGUACACCUAAAAUCCAGAAUUUUAUCUCCCGAUGCAACUUGGUAUGGUUCAAGUCCCAUAUCCCCUUCCACAUCUUCAUUGCUUGGUGGACUCUUUCUCUUUCACUGCCUCUCAACUCAGUCCUUCCUUAUUCCAAAGUAGAUCCCUGCCCUUCUCUUCCUUGUUGCCUUUGUUGGAGCACUAAUGAAGAUGUUGACCAUCUCUUCUUCUGUUGUUCUUCCGUUACACGAUCUGGAAUGCUCUCCUCUGUAGACGUUGGCCUCAUAGAAGAAGAAUUUUCCCUUUAUACGUGAAAGGAUCUUGAUGGACAUACCAUUUGAUAGUAACACAAUUUGUGACUAUAUGGGUAAACUUGCCAUUGGAGUUGUAAUUAAUCAUGUAUGGAUGAAGCACAAUCUAAGAAGAUGGAUCUCCAACUUAAGAUCUUUCCAACAGAUCUAAAACACUAUUUUCUUUGAUAUUAGAAGCAAAUUAUCUGUGGUCCCCAUCUCAAUAUGCUGAUUCCCCUUUAAAUAGACUUAUUAUUGCCUCUUGGGGCCUCCCCCACUCAUUCUAUAGGGGAGUUUUUUAUUGCUGGAA
This is a messenger RNA of Macadamia integrifolia, 2548 nucleotides long. RefSeq names its product BEL1-like homeodomain protein 11. The transcript has 5 exons. Gene Ontology annotation, biological process: regulation of transcription by RNA polymerase II. The record is from RefSeq and is a predicted model, not a curated record. NCBI's taxonomy places the organism in Eukaryota, Viridiplantae, Streptophyta, Magnoliopsida, Proteales, Proteaceae. Gene Ontology annotation, molecular function: RNA polymerase II cis-regulatory region sequence-specific DNA binding; DNA-binding transcription factor activity, RNA polymerase II-specific. The coding region runs from base 882 to 1979 and encodes 365 amino acids.